GUGAAGUGAUUGAUCUUCUUCUGGAAUUGCUACAGUUAUCCGCUGAACAGUUAAAUGAGGCAUCAUACUCACCCAUUCUCGGUCUAUAUCAUACGGCUGUGGAUGACAGUCUGUUCCUGGAAGAAACGUUGGCACAACUUGUAUGUCACUUGAAUCAAGAUAUGUGGGAUUUGGAUGUGGAAGAGACUGCAGAAGCCGGUAUUUUGGAUUUGGGUAAGUACACUUUUUGUGCAUCGUUCUGUGCACAUUUUAUCAGGGAUACAUGA
Molecule: messenger RNA, 266 nt
Organism: Echinostoma caproni
Lineage: Eukaryota; Metazoa; Platyhelminthes; Trematoda; Plagiorchiida; Echinostomatidae
Source: the annotation of a GenBank genome assembly